ACGCCUAAGAGGCGCAGGGUUGCGCCCUGGGAGGAUAAAUGGAACGCCGCAAGCCGAGCGAUUGCAGAGUCUUUGGUGUGCGGGGGCGGUUGAAAGGCUCCCAGAAGCUUCCAGCGGGAGGAAAAAAAGAUCACCUCGAAACAAAUGACGGCAGUCACCCACGUGACGUGCUGUGACGUAGAGCCGGAGAACCAACAGCCGAAGUAGAAACAGUUAUACAUGCUGAGUUCCAGUUUCCAAUAAUGACUGAACACCCAGAUUCAACUAUGCAAGCAGAUAUGAAUGUGAAGGCGAUUGAAGAGCAAUAUAAAAAAGCUUUUGUGUAUAUUAAUAAAGCCCUCAAUACAGAUGAAGUGGGACAGAAGGAAGAAGCCAGGAAUUAUUAUAAAAAGGGUCUUGACCACUUGCUCAGGGGAAUUAACAUUCCAUCCCAAGGGUCUGAAUGCACAGGGCCCCAAUGGGAGUCUGCAAGGCAAAUGCAGCAAAAAAUGAGAGAGACUCUGCAAAAUGUCAAUGCUCGCUUGAGCAUUCUGGAUGAAAAUGCACAGCCUAAUCCGACUGCAGUGUCCCCCCCCAAGAGGACGCCCCAGUUAUAUCCAGCAAUUCCACCCAAAGAAAAGCCAGAGAGGCCUCCUGUACCAAUUUCGAUGGUGUCUCCAUCUCAGCCACUUGCAGCUGGUGGAGGUUUUGGGACUACAAGCCAAGGGCAGGUGGCUGUGGUGUCUCCAUCUUCGCUGCCUGUUGAGGCACCCCCUGCUUAUACCCCUGAGGCCACUGAUGGACACUACACGGUUUCAUAUGGGACAGACUCUGGGGAGUUCUCAUCUGUUGGAGAGGACUACUACACUAAGUGCACACAGCCACCUCCUGUUCAAAGUCUUGGAGUAGAUGCUGAUGAGCUGAUCCUCAUUCCUCAUGGUGUGCAGAUAUUCUAUGUGGCCCCUGAUGGGCAGGUCAGUGCUCCCUCCUAUCCUGGAUACCUCCGCAUUGUGAAGUUCUUAGAUACUGAAGCUGCAGCGGCUCAGAAUCGCCCUCCUGCUUUCCUUCAGGUUUGUGACUGGCUGUAUCCCCUUAUGAACAAUCAGUCACCGGUCCUCUCCUGUAACACCGGAGUCUAUAUGUUUCCUGAUCUGAUGUCUCAGGUAUCAGGAUCAUAUGUGGGAGUAGUCUUAUCUUCAGAACUUCCAGCAGCUGACAGAGAACUGUUUGAAGACCUGCUGAAGCAGUUGUGUGACCUUAGAGUUCAGGUUCCAGGAUCCCAUGAGAGAAUAGGGUUAUCAUCAGAACAUUCAAGAUCUUACAAAGAGCUUUUUGAGGAUCUGUUAAAACAGAGAUCUGAUUACAGAGCCAAGCCUACAGAGGCUUCAAGCAGUGUCAUCAACCUGGCUGAUACUGUUCCUAUUCAACCAAUGCCUGAGCAGAGAGAGAGAGAGUUGCCUGAAUGGAGUGAGAAGGUAGCCCAUGGAAUCUUAACAGGAGCCUCCUGGGUGAGCUGGGGCCUGGUCAAAGGAGCAGAAUAUACUGGGAAAGCAAUCCAGAAAGGAGCUUCUAAACUCAGGGAACACAUUCAGCCAGAAGAAAAGCCUUUGGAAGUCAACCCAACUGUAGCAAAGGGACUACAUGUCACAAAGCAAGCUACAGUGGGAGCUGUGAAAGUCAGUCAGUUCCUAGUUGAUGGCGUGUGUUCUAUAGCAAGCUGUGUUGGAAGAGAGUUAGCUCCUCAUGUCAAGAAGCAUGGAAGCAAACUAGUCCCAGAAUCCUUAAAGAAAGACAAAGAUGGAAAGUCUACUUUUGAUGGAGCUCUGGUUGUAGCAGCAAGUGGAGUUCAAGGGUUUUCAACAAUCUGGCAAGGUUUGGAAAGUGCUGCGAAAUGCAUUGCUAAGAAUGUAUCGAAAGAGACAGUUCAGACUGUCAAGUACAAGUAUGGUGAUGAUGCUGGCCAUGCUACAGACAAUGCAGUAAAUUCUGCCAUCAAUGUUGGUGUGACAGCUUUUAAUAUCGACAAUAUUGGAAUCAAAGCUAUGGUGAAGAAAACUGCAAAGGAAACGGGCCAUGCUGUGUUAGAUGAAUAUAAAAUUGUUGGGAAAAAUGAAUUUAAAGCUAUUGAAAAGAAAGAGAGAAAAGAAGAUGGACACUGAAAACAAUGUGUGAAUGAAUUGCCCAAAGCCUUAAUGUGCUGUGUAACUUAUUUUAAAGCAAAUGGAGUAUUAAUUCAGAGAGAGUGUAUUUGUCUAACUUUUAAGGCCCUGGAGUUAAUUUAUCAAUAUUGAAAUUGGUCUUUUCCAGUAUGAAUUGUUUCAAGUUACCAUAACUCCUUUACUACUGCAAUAUCUAUAAAUGAAAGUGUAGCAGCAUUAACUUGCAGAAAGAGAUUCAGAUAUGUCUUUUCUCUUCAAAUUAAACUGAAAAAAUAGAAUCUAGUUUCAUGUAUGGAAGGACUAUUUUUGUAACAGCAUAGACAAAUACUGUACUAAUGAAUUGCUUGAACAGUUACUAACUGCCUAACUGGAUAUAUUACUUCACCUUUGCAUAAACCACAAGCAAAACAAGUCAGUCCUUUUUAAAAGGAAAAAAGGUGGUAUCCAGUGCUGCCCAUCUGCUAACAGGACCAACUGUUCAUGUAAUGGGGAGCUAUCAGUUCUAAAAACAAGCGAUUUGUAGAACAGGCCAGAACAGCGGAACUCGCUAAAGGAAACUCUGUUGGACUGUUUUGAUACUGAAAAAGCUGCUUAAUUGUUUCCAGAGCUGCUUUUUGAACAGGUAGUUCCAUUGAUGGUACAAUGGCUCCCACUUGUGCAACAGUGGAAAUGCAGUGGUACACUUGGAUACAGCUUUAGGAAAACUAGUUCCAAAAUCUUACAUAAACCAAAACCUAAAAUAUAACACUAAUCCACUAUCUCCUGGAUUAGUGGUACAAAAGAGUUAACUAACCUUUGUGAAAUCCUGGAUUUUACUGGAAUACAUGGCAAAGUUCUUGCCAACUUUAGUAUUUGGCAUUAUCCAGCCAUUUUCUGAGAACAGAAGUUCUCUUUAAGGUUGAGACUAUGUCAAAGAAAAGGUUGAGCUCUGCAUAAAAGCUUUAAUUAUGUUCUGUAUUUAUUAUAGGAUCACUCUACUGUAAAUUUAAAGUCUGUACUAUUCAGAAGUGAAUCUUGCUGUAAUAUGAUGGAAUGUAAUACAUUUUCUAUUUUGUAUGUUUACGUUUGUUUCACCUUAAUAGCAGCUGAAUUUUUCUAGUUGGGAAAUUCUCUUACAAUUGGUGUUUUGUUUUUGCUUCAUAUGUUGACAGAACUUGCUGUGAGGCUUCACAGAUGCUAAAUUUGGUAGCAUUGAUAACAUCUAUAUGUAAUGACAGUUAGGAAUACAUGCACUGUUUAAAGAGCUAACCACUUAAUGUCUUAAGUAUGAAUUAUACUCUUAAGAUGCA
Varanus komodoensis (Komodo dragon) is the source of this 3427-nucleotide messenger RNA. RefSeq names its product spartin (gene SPART). Gene Ontology annotation, cellular component: plasma membrane. The record is from RefSeq and is a predicted model, not a curated record. Gene Ontology annotation, biological process: cell division; negative regulation of BMP signaling pathway. Lineage: Eukaryota; Metazoa; Chordata; Lepidosauria; Squamata; Varanidae.